AAAUUCAAUCACCGUUCCCGUUCCCAGGGUGACAGAAACAUCCUGAAAGAUGCCUUGACGUGCGUGUGCGUGGGGAAAGCUAAGCGCGACUGUGAGCCAGUUCUGUCUCCUGCCCGCGAAGAGGUGGAGGUGGCGGAAGCAAGCGAGGCCGACCAUGGCGAGCCCCGGGAACCUUAAGACCUCGAGCUCCGAACUGGACCUGGAUCGCCCCAACAUCGAGGAUUACCUCCCUUCCGGAUCCUCCAUCCACGAGCCUCGCGGCAAGCUCCGCCUGCGCGAUUUGCUUGAUGUCACGCCGACUCUGACCGAGGCUGCCGGUGCUAUCAUCGAUGACUCUUUCACGCGGUGUUUCAAGUCGAAUCCGCCGGAACCUUGGAACUGGAACAUAUAUCUCUUCCCGCUGUGGUGCUUCGGGGUGCUGGUUCGGUACUUGAUCCUGUUCCCAGCAAGGAUUUUAGUAUUGACAAUCGGGUGGAUAAUAUUCCUCUCAUCAUUUGCCCUUGUUCAUUCUAUGCUUAAAGGGCAUGAUGCACUGAGAAAGAAGCUGGAGAGGUUGCUGGUGGAGUUAAUUUGCAGCUUCUUUGUCGCUUCAUGGACUGGGGUGGUCAAAUACCAUGGGCCACGGCCAAGCAUUCGGCCCAAACAGGUUUUUGUUGCCAACCACACCUCCAUGAUCGAUUUCAUCGUCUUGGAGCAAAUGACUGCCUUCGCUGUUAUUAUGCAGAAGCAUCCUGGAUGGGUUGGACUACUGCAAAGCACUAUUUUGGAGAGUGUAGGAUGCAUCUGGUUUAAUCGAAGUGAGGCCAAAGAUCGUGAAAUUGUGGCAAAAAAGUUGAGAGAUCACGUACAGGGAACUGAUAACAACCCUCUUCUCAUAUUUCCUGAAGGGACUUGUGUGAACAAUCACUAUACUGUCAUGUUCAAAAAGGGUGCAUUUGAGCUUGGAUGCACUGUUUGCCCUAUCGCAAUCAAGUACAAUAAGAUCUUCGUGGAUGCCUUUUGGAACAGCAGGAAACAAUCUUUCACAAAGCAUCUGCUGCAGCUUAUGACAUCCUGGGCUGUUGUUUGUGAUGUCUGGUACUUGGAACCCCAAACCUUGAAACCCGGUGAGACACCAAUUGAGUUUGCAGAGAGGGUCCGGGACAUCAUAUCUGCUCGAGCUGGUUUGAAAAAGGUUCCUUGGGAUGGAUAUCUGAAAUACUCCCGCCCUAGCCCCAAGCAUAGAGAAGGGAAGCAACGGAGCUUUGCUGAGUUGGUGCUGCAGCGACUUGAGGAGAAGUGAGGAAUUUUGUUGAUCAUUUCAGCUGGUAGUACUCCUGCUGUAUAGCAUUUGUUAAUGCCUUAGAUCUGAUUGCCCGAUCAAAUACAUGCUUCGCCGGUUUUAACGUAGUAGGCAUAUUUUUUCCAAAGCAAGUUGUUAGAUUUUCUCCUUCGGAUCAUUUUGCUAGAGAAUAAGUUUUUAGCGAAAGCAGGCCCUCUUAGCUUCUCUUGAAAGGUGCGAUGAGUUAUGACACGAGUCUGGACAAGAACUGACGACUGUGGGAGACCAAAUCAGCACACAAAGGGCAUGCGUAUCUAGUUAUCUUCAUUUGAGGGCUACUGUCUACAAUUUUGAGACUGUAGGUAUGAUUUGUCUCGUCUUUAGGACAUUGACCUGCUGUGGCAAGUGAGAACUAGUGUGGAUUGCUGCUAACUACUUUUUAACCAUGCUUCUUUCUUCGUUCCCUUAAUCAUUUGCAUGUAUAGAUGUUCGAGAUUGUAAUUCUUGACUUUUGCCUGAGAUGGUCGAGGUUUUUCAUUUGCAAAAA
Messenger RNA from Rhodamnia argentea, 1808 nucleotides. RefSeq names its product glycerol-3-phosphate acyltransferase 9. The coding region runs from base 155 to 1282 and encodes 375 amino acids. Gene Ontology annotation, biological process: triglyceride biosynthetic process. The record is from RefSeq and is a predicted model, not a curated record. Gene Ontology annotation, molecular function: glycerol-3-phosphate O-acyltransferase activity. Lineage: Eukaryota; Viridiplantae; Streptophyta; Magnoliopsida; Myrtales; Myrtaceae. The transcript has 12 exons. Gene Ontology annotation, cellular component: endoplasmic reticulum.